Molecule: messenger RNA, 5418 nt
Organism: Cladocopium goreaui
Lineage: Eukaryota; Dinophyceae; Suessiales; Symbiodiniaceae
Source: the annotation of a GenBank genome assembly
AUGGACCAGUUGGAGACACAACCAGUCGAUUCUGAAUACUCCGGUGAGAUUCCCAAGAUCGAUGACCAAAGUGAAGAAGAACAAAUGGAUAAGGCUAAGACGAAAGGAAAAAGUAACGAAGAGGACACGAAGAAGAGCGGAGAUGAGCAGUGUGGAGAAAGUGAAGAGGACGAGAAGAGCGAAGAUGAAGAGAAGGAUGGAGCAAGUGAAAAGGAUGAGAAGAGCGAAGAUGAUGAGAAGGAUGGAGAAAGUGAGGAGGACGAGAAGAAGAGCCAAGAGGAGAAGAAAGACAGCAGAAGUGAAGAUGAUGAGAAGAGCGAAGACGAGAAGGAUGGAGAAAGUGAGGAGGACGAGAAGAAAAGCCCAGAGGAGAAGAAAGACAGCAGAAGUGAAGAUGAUGAGAAGAGCGAGGACGAGAAGGAUGGAGAAAGUGAGGAGGACGAGAAGAAGAGCCAAGAGAAGAAGGACAGCGAAAGUGAAGAUGAUGAGAAGAGCGAAGACGAGAAGGAUGGAGAAAGUGAGGAGGACGAGAAGAAGAGCCCAGAGGAGAAGAAAGACGGCAGAUGUGAAGAUGAUGAGAAGAGCGAGGACGAGAAGAAUGGAGAAAGUGAGGAGGACGAGAAGAAGAGUGAAGAUGAAGAGAAGGAUGGAAGGAGUGAGGAUGAUGAGGAUAAAAAAGGUGAUGAAAAGAAGGUUGGAGGCAGUGAAGAUGAAGUGAUGGAAGGAAGUGAUGAGAAGGACGAUAAGAGCGAAGAUGAAGAGAUGGAAGGAAGACCUGAGGAUGAGAAGAGUGAAGAAGUUAAGGAUGAAGCAGGCGAUGAGAAUGAAGAUAUGGCGGAAGACGAAGAGAUGGAAGGAAGUGAUGAGAAGGAUGAUAAGAGCGAAGAUGAAGAGAUGGAAGGAAGACCUGAGGAGGAAGAGAAGAGUGAAGAAGUUGAGGAUGAAGGAAGUGAUGACAAUGAGGAGAAGAGCGAAAAUGGCAAGAAGGAUGAUGCAGGAAGUGAUGAAAACGACAAGAGUGAAGAUGAAGAGAUGGAAGGAAGACAUGAAGAGGAUGAGGAGAGCCAAGAUGAGAAGCAUGGAAGCAGCGAGGACGAAAAGGAGAAGAGUGAUGUUGAAAAGAAAAAUGGACUAGGUGAGGAGGAUGAGAAGAAGAGCGAAGAUGAAAAGAUGGAUGGAGGACAUGACAAGGAUCAGAGGAGCGAAGAUGAUGAGAAGGAUGGAGAAAGUGAGGAGGACGAGAAGAAGAGCCAAGAGGAGAAGAAAGACAGCAGAAGUGAAGAUGAUGAGAAGAGCGAAGACGAGAAUGAUGGAGAAAGUGAGGAGGACGAGAAGAAGAGCCCAGAGGAGAAGAAAGACAGCAGAAGUGAAGAUGAUGAGAAGAGCGAGGACGAGAAGCAUGGAGAAAGUGAGGAGGACGAGAAGAAGAGCCAAGAGAAGAAAGACGGCAGAUGUGAAGAUGAUGAGAAGAGCGAGGACGAGAAGAAUGGAGAAAGUGAGGAGGACGAGAAGAAGAGUGAAGAUGAAGAGAAGGAUGGAAGUAGUGAGGACAAUCCGCUCUUACAGAUCCCAGCCGCCCAGUCUUUGUUGAAGAAAGGACUCGCACCGGAGAUGUUGGAAGUUUCGAAAGGCAGUCAAAGUUCAAACUCUUCUUCAUCUUCUACCUCCUCUACAUCAAGUGCUUCAAGCAGUGAAAGCAAUGAAGAAGAUGAACAACCAGUCAUGAAAAGGCCAGCACAAAGGAAGAAGGUGACCAAGUCCCCACCGAAAGGUUUGGAGGCAGCCGUGGAAGAGGCCAGUACACUUGCAGCGUUUGACGCACUUCACAUGACGAGAUACUGGGACUACUGCAAUGGGAAAUUUCAACAUCUGACUGCUCAAGAAGCUUUGUGUGAACUGGAUGUUUCAGAAUCAGUGGAAGCACCAAAGAUUGAUCCACAAAAACAAUAUGAUAAGUUUCUUGCAACCGUCUUGCAGAAGAAGAGUGAAAGCAAAAGAAAGGUAGAGGAGGAUAUGAAGGAAGAACCGCUGGAAGACUUGCUUGACAGUCUGCCAGAUUGCCACUCUGCCCAGUCUGCUGCCUCCUCGGUGAAGCCAGAGCCGGAGGAGCGAGCUAUGAAGGACAAAAAAACGCUGGUCCAUGAGGAGAAAUUCCAGGACUUCAGUGACUUCAGCGCGACGGGUGGACUGUGGAGAUUCGUCGCCGACUCGAAGGAAAAGCAGCUGGACAACUAUACAAGGAUUAGGGCCAUGGAUCCGAAGCGCUUGUUAGUGAUCCUCACCUUACUUUCGCAGAUUGAGCUGCCUCCUAGUCAUGAAGCGAAUGACUUUGUGGAGGUGUGCAGUGGACAAGGUGAACUGAGCCGUGCUCUCUGGAGAAGUGGCCGGCAGGGCAAAGCUUUUGAUGUGGUCUACUCAAAGAACCACAACCUGCUACGAACGGUUGGCUUCCUAUCGGUACUUGCAGCAGUACGAAACACACGGGCAGGAGGGCUAUUGUUCUUCGCACCACCAUGUUCCACAUGGGUGUUUUUGUCUUCACCCAGUACUGGGAGGACUUGGCUUGACCCAGAAGGGUAUCCCACCAAGUGUGUCUUGCUGGCAAACAUCUUUGUGAUGCGCAUGCUGUACAUACUGUUCUACGCAUGGCGUCGUGGAAUUCACAUAAUGGUGGAGCAGCCAAUCAGUUCAGUCCUGUUUGAUUGGGCACCAGUCAAGAAAUUUCUGAUUCUGUGCAAUUCCAGGAAAGUUACGUUCCCCAUGGGAUCCUGGGGUGCUCCUUCGAUGAAGUACACCACGAUAUGGGGGACUCUUCCCGGUAUCUCCAGCCUCCGUCGUCCUUUGGAUUUGAAGCAGCUGAAGCGUGCCCUUGUUCUCUUCAACAAGUUGCCCAGUGCUUCACCCGGAAGGAACACCCUUGUCAAGAAGACGGUGGACAAAGCUGGCAAAAAGAGAGUGGGUAUCAAAAAAGCUUUGGAGCAAUCAGCGGUGUAUCCUCGGGACUUUGCUUGGGCCAUUGCUGGCCUGUUACCAGUGACUGGGAAGCGGCCGUCGAAUGACGAAAUCGAUGUUUCAUAUCAAGGAACUGGUUCAGAUUUAGGUGCCCUGGAUGAUUUGCUGAAAGGGCCUCGUAAAACUUGGUGGAGAAAACUCAUCGAGGCUGUUGAGGAGGAUAAACGUAGAGCUAAGAGACGGGAGGAGAAGGAGAAGGAUGAGAAACUGAAAAAAACAGAGGCCAACCAUGGUGAAGACAAGGAAAAGAGAAAGACUGGGGAGAAGGCAAAGGAGAAGCAUGCAAAAGAGACCAAAACUCCAAAGAACACUGCAGCAGCCAGCAAGACGAAGGAAGAUGAGAAGCCCAGGAAGAAGCAGAAGAUGGCAGAUGAUGUUUCACAGCCAGAAGUGAAGCCAUCGGGCCCUGCAGAAGCAAAGGAAGCAAAGGAGAAGAAAGAUCAGGCCACAGGAGAAAAGAGAAAGACUGAGGAGAAAGCAAAGAAGAAGAAGGCAGGAGAUGAAGAGAAAACGACUGAAGCUCAAGCGAGCGGUGCAGCAGCCAGCAAGACGAAGGAAGAUGAGAAGUCCAAGAAGAUAGAGAAAAAGGCAGAUGAGGUUUCACAGCCAGAAGUGAAGCCAUCGGGCUCUGCAGAAGCAAAGGAAGCAAAGGAGAAGAAAGAUAAGGCCAAAGGAGAGAAGAAAAAGACUGAGGAGAAGGCAAAGAAGAAGGAGGCAGGAGAUGAGAAGAAACAGACCGAAGCCCCAGCGAGCAGUGCAGCAGCCAGCAAGACCAAGGAAGAUGAGAAGUCCAAAAAGAUAGAGAAAAAGCCAGAUGAAGUUUCACAGCCAGAAGUGAAGCCAUCGGGCCCUGCAGAAGCAAAGGAAGCAAAGGAGAAGAAAGAUAAGGCCACAGGAGAAAAGAGAAAGACUGAGGAGAAAGCAAAGAAGAAGAAGAAGGCAGGAGAUGAAGAGAAAAAGACUGAAGCUCGAGCGAGCGGUGCAGCAGCCAGCAAGACGAAGGAAGAUGAGAAGUCCAAGAAGAUAGAGAAAAAGGCAGAUGAGGUUUCACAGCCAGAAGUGAAGCCAUCGGGCUCUGCAGAAGCAAAGGAGAUGAAAGAUAAGGCCAAAGGAGAGAAGAAAAAAACUGAGGAGAAGGCAAAGAAGAAGGAGGCAGGAGAUGAGAAGCAAAAGACCGAAGCUCCAGCGAGCAGUGCAGCAGCCAGCAAGACGAAGGAAGAUGAGAAGCCCAGGAAGAAGCAGAAGAUGGCAGAUGAUGUUUCACAGCCAGAAGUGAAGCCAUCGGGCCCUGCAGAAGCAAAGGAAGCAAAGGAGAAGAAAGAUAAGGCCAAAGGAGAAAAGAGAAAGACUGAGGAGAAGGCAAAGGAGAAGGAGGCAGGAGAUGAGAAGACAAAGACCGAAGCUCCAGCGAGCAGUGCAGCAGCCAGCAAGACGAAGGAAGAUGAGAAGACCAAGAAGAAACAGAAGAUGGCAGAUGAUGUUUCACAGCCAGAAGUGAAGCCAUCGGGCUCUGCAGAAGCAAAGGAAGCAAAGGAGAAGAAAGAUAAGGCCACAGGAGAAAAGAGAAAGACUGAGGAGAGGCCAAAGGAGAAGAAGGAAGAUGAGAAGCCCAAGAAGAAGCAGAAGAUGGCAGAUGAGGUUUCACAGCCAGAAGUAAAGCCAUCGGGCUUGGAGAAGAAGGCAGGAGAUGAGAAGAAAAAGACCGAAGCUCCAGUGCGCAGUGCAGCAGCCAGCAAGACGAAGGAAGAUGAGAAGCCCAAGAAGAAACAGAAGAUGGCAGAUGAGGUUUCACAGCCAGAAGUGAAGCCAUCGGGCUCUGCAGAAGCAAAGGAAGCAAAGGAGAAGAAAGAUAAGGCCACAGGAGAGAAGAGAAAGACUGAGGAGAAAGCAAAGGAGAAGAAGGCAGGAGAUGAAGAGAAAAAGACCGAAGCUCGAGCGAGCAGUGCAGCAGCCAGCAAGACGAAGGAAGAUGAGACGCCGAAGAAGGAAAAGAAGACCAACAGCAAGGCGACAAGGAAAGAAGGAGAAGAGAAGCAGCAGGAUGAGCAGGAUCACACUGAGAUGAGCCUUGUCCUGGCAGUGCCCAGACCGUUGGUUGCGACCAGUGCAGCCGGUGGAAGUGAAGGAGAUAAACCCACUGAGAAGGAGCAACAGGAUGGCAAGAGCAAACAUAUCAAACCAAAGAGAAAGGCAGAGACACAUGAAGAUGACAGGAAUGCAAAAGCCAUAAAGGAUGGUAAAGACGAUGGAAAAGCAAAGGAAAGUCUAAGUCAGGAGAUGUUGAUCGAAAAGACAUCGACUUUGGAAAGCCUCGAUUUCGGAGGACUUCUGUCACCACCCUUUUCUCAGAAGAGCCGAGUCACUCGAGAUUUGGACUCUGAAUUCGAUGAGGCAGCAGACCCUUAG